This is a messenger RNA of Punctularia strigosozonata HHB-11173 SS5, 1825 nucleotides long. RefSeq lists its product as uncharacterized. The transcript is spliced from 3 exons. NCBI's taxonomy places the organism in Eukaryota, Fungi, Basidiomycota, Agaricomycetes, Corticiales, Punctulariaceae. The record is from RefSeq and is a predicted model, not a curated record. The coding region runs from base 236 to 1825 and encodes 529 amino acids.
GCCGCCGAAGCCCGAUAAUAUACUGUAUCCGCCACUGCCGCCCAAACCGCCACAGCUGCAACAUGCUGAUGCCGCGAAUGUAGAGCAUCACGACCCUGUUCCCGCUCCUUCAGGUGUUCCGCAGUCUCCCGUACCUCUUGUUUCCGCGUUCACCUCGCCCUUACCGCAAUUCAGUGCUGCUGCGAGCCCGUUGAACGAGGAAGAUGACCAGCUGGCUCGCGCUCUGGCUUUAUCGAUGACUGAGCAGGGUCCGGCAUCCCAUCAUGAUGAUGAGGAUGAGGCGUUAGAGGCUGCAAUGCGCGAAUCGUUGCUCAUUCAUCAGGCGGCCAGCGGGCCACCGUCGGCUCACGAUGACGACGAUGCGCCGACACCAACGGCGUCUGCUUGGUCUGGCUGGUCUCAUAAGGAUUUACAAUCUACGCCUGCAACCUCGUCAUCAUCACACGAAAGCCUCUCGAACGGUCCAAGCUAUGCAAGCUCGCUUGCUCCUAGCAAGAGCAAGUUAUCACAAAUCGAGGAGGAUGAGGCGUUUGCGCGCCAACUAGCACAAGAGGAAGAGCAAGCUGUUGCUGCUGAGCUUUCGGCAAUGCAGGCAAAGACGGCCGACGCAUCAUCCUCUACUGUAUCGUCUCCAGAGCCUCCGCCACCCUGGACGCCUCCAGAAGCCGGCCCUUCUACGCUGAGCGCUCCAUCGUCCUCCCCCUCACUAUCUUCACUCCAUGAUCGCACCCCUUCGCCGGUCCGGACACGGCGUCAUUCGGAGAGCCCGAACAACGUCCGUCCGCUGCCACGGCCCAACAGGGCUUCCAUGGCUAUGCCCUCACCGCCCUUGCCUAACACACGACCUCCCAGCGUGGACGUCGCGUCCCUUCAUCCACCUUCGUUGCCGAGUACGCGGCCGCCCAGCAUGGACGCCAUGUCUCCCCCGCCGCCUCAAUUACCAACAUUGACGCGGCCCACGUCUGUGGUGAGCGCGUCGGAGCUGACUGGCGUGAACGAGUUGUGGUUAGAGGAGGAGUCGCCUACCCUCCUUGAGCCCACUCCAGCGCCAUCGGCGAGGUUCAUCGAUCCAGAACUCACCCGCGGCAUAUCGAUGAGCUUUGCGGCACCGAACCUGGCGGAGAGCGCACUGCCUGAACUCGCGGUCCCGGAUGUGGUAGAACUACCCUACGGGAAGGCAGCACCGAUGCAUAUACAGGCGCCAAGCUGGCGGCAGAUGCUCAAGCUGUUGGCUAGGAUGAGCGGGUCUAGGAUAGAGCCUACCGUCGAAGCGAUAGCUCAAGUCAAAGACGGCAGUGGCUUGCGGCUCAGAGCGGUCGUGCAGUUCGUGAAAGUUCAUCCAGCAUCACCGGACUGGCGAACGAUCCUCUAUCUGACCAUCGAUCAUGAUGUACCUCCAUCAACGCCGAACGCGUGGCGAUUCACGAACGGCGACGUCGGGACGCUCCCGUUCUCGUACACGCUGUCCACGGUCCCCGCCCUCCUUCGGGACAGCCCGGACGCGCCGCUCGCGAAGUGGUACGCCGUGCCGGCGACGCAGAGGCUGCCGUACCCGACGCUUCCCAUCGAGUUUCCCGACCUUGCGCUCUACCUGCACGCGGCGCUGCAGGAGUCAAGGAAAGCGAUACACGACAGCUCGAGCGGGAUGCGCCGGUUGGCGCGCAUGGUGGACGACUUUUAUCCGAAGGAGAAGGAGGUGGACGAUCUCUCGCCGAAGAAGCCGUUCUUCAGGCGGCUCAUCGGGCGGGGUAGAAACAAGGAGGGCGGGAGGAACCAGGACACGUACGAGCUGGUCACGCCAUUUAUUGCGAGCGAAUGGGGCUAG